This is a messenger RNA of Mytilus californianus (California mussel), 4685 nucleotides long. RefSeq lists its product as uncharacterized. NCBI's taxonomy places the organism in Eukaryota, Metazoa, Mollusca, Bivalvia, Mytilida, Mytilidae. The transcript is spliced from 10 exons. The record is from RefSeq and is a predicted model, not a curated record. Bases 98 to 1615 code for a protein of 505 amino acids.
UGUUAUUGUUUAUGUGUCACUGUUGGUUACGCGUGGCCGAUUGACCAGUUACGACACAUCUAAAGAGAAAGAUUAAUUAAUAAAUCAAUACUUCCACAUGAUAAGAAACGACACGUCCGAAAGUCCCAGUAAUUCAAGCCAAGUUAUUUUAGUGAGAGAAGCAAAGAUUAACACAAUGGCUACACAAGAAGAAGUUGAAUUACCUAACAUGGUGGGAGAAAUGAAGCUUGAUAGCAAUGAAACAAAUGAUAGCCCUGUGCUGGAAGUCAACUCAUCAAACCCUGACCAGCCAGAGAGUCAACAGACCACUGACACACAACAAACACUCAAUGAUCAGAAGAAAAACGGCAUUAAUAAUCCGGUAUUUUCAGAGGAGGGAACAAUAGAAGAAACAAUUCCCCCUUUGACCUAUGUGGAUUUUCUCCCUCAGAAAACUCAUGCAGAAAUUGCAACUGAUCCUACAUUUUCAGAUUUUAGCUCAAUCAUUGAACAGGCCAAUUCCUGGCUACAACUGAACCCAGAAUACAGUUUGUGGAAAUGUGAAACAGUGACAUUUAAAAUAAAGAAUGAUUUUACCUCUGACCAGGAUGACCCUGUUUAUAUGGAAUCAGCAUUUGGUCUAAACAGAUAUUUAUCAGGGUUAAGGUUAUGGUUAGUUCCACAGAUGAAUUCCACAUUACCUGUAGCACAGAUAGGUUUUACUACAGCGUUACCAGGGAAACUGGAUGAAUAUAGUUAUGUCAUUGUGUCAUCUAAUAGUACAAUUCAAGAUUCUAUAGAACAACUCAAUAAACAAUUCAUUAAAAAACCAUUACCAGGUGUGAUUUUAAAUGUAGAAAUGAUUGAAUUUCAUGAGAAUGAGUCAACUGGUUCCAUGUCAGUAGAUCCUAAUAAAACAUACUGGGAAGAAAAGGGAACAGAAAACAUCGUGAAAAUCUCUGCAGUGAGAGUCUAUUUCAUCAUAGGAAAACCUGAAUAUGUCAAGAUUGGUUAUCAUGAUGAACUUCCCAGCAUGCAGCAUAUACCAUUUUCUACUGUUGUAAAGUUUGGACCGUUCAAAGAUGUAGUACACAAAAUGGGAUAUUGGUUGAAAUCUCAAAAGGGUAUAAGAGUUGUAAAUUUACAAAGUAUUAACGUUGUAGUGAGUUACAGCAGAGACGUUAAAGCUUAUUUAGAUCCAACACAAAACUGCUGCACUGAAAAAACUGGUAUAGAAUCUAGAUAUGCAAAGGUCUUGAGAGCGUUUUACGUCCAACAGAAAUCUGAUGAUAUGCCAUACUCCUCAUUGAAUCUGCAUACAAGGCUUUUUGUACCUGUCUUGAGGGAAGGAAAGCUGUUUGAAAGCGUCUCAAAAACCAUGCAGAGAACUAUUAAAUGGCUUGAUUAUACAAGGGUCCCACCAUUUUCGGUAGAAACAAUACAGUACCAAGUCUACCUAGGUGGAGAAUCUGUAGGAAAUCUUGAGGACAAGGUAGAUAAAUCUGUCAGACGUACCAAUGGUAGAUAUCAGCUAAGUACUUUCAGAAUUUAUUUCCCAAGUGAGUUUUUAGAACCUCCACCAGAAAUAGCACCAGAAGUUGAUACUGCUGCAGGCUGGGGAUGUGUUAUAUCAUAAAAUGUAUCACAAAUAAACCCAAAACGUGUUCGGACUUACAAUAAUAGAAAUGAGAUAAUAUGCAUUUAAAAGUAUUAGUGAUGUACAAAUUGGUCACGGCUUUUGUCAGAACAGACAUGAAAAUAAAUGAGUUAUUCAAUGAAUAUACAGGGCAUUGGUUGCUUUGACACAACCAGAUGAUAAAAACAUAAUAUUGAAUUAUGUUUCUAUAAAAAUGCAGAUACUAUAAAAAUUUUACGCCGCAAAAGUAUAUGAAUCCACAUCAGAAAAUUUUUAUUGUUUAAAUUGAACAAAGUCACUAUUUACAUUUUUGCAACAAGUCAUGCUUUGUUUUAGGGCAUUAUUUCUGUGGUUUUAUAAUACUAUAUAUGUAUAAUUUAAGUUACAUAUUUAGUUCUUCAAAGGUUAAAUUUUUUCAGCCUUUCUUACCAAGUUUGGAAAAAGUAGCUAAAAUAAUAAAACUGUGAAAAAUGUUGCUUUCACAGUUUUGAAACAUAAAAUGUUUGUAUAACUGAAUUAAUGAGUAGGAUGUUAACAUUUGAAGUCCAAUAAAAUAGUUGUCAAUAUAUAUAUCAUGUGUGAAUAAACAGAAUAUUUGAAUAUAGACUCGUAACUUAAAAAUUAAAGGUUAUGAUUGUUUAGUAUCACAAGUGCAUCAUCUGCAAUAAUUUUCAAAAACACUUGCUAACAUUUUCAUUAAAUACUUUUAGCAAAUUUUUGAAUUCUACGGCAUUGCCAAAAAAAAAAUAUGUACAUUCAAAGUAUUAUAAAUGACAUUAAGUAAAUACUUCUGUUAUGUUAAAUUAAAAUUUGUAUAGACAUAAAGUGUGUGUGUGUGUAUGUUACCUCAGGACACUGGCAUGCACCAGGCUAAAACUAUUUUGUCCCCAUAAGAUAAUUAUUUCAGAAUUCCAGAUGGUAAAUUUUUGAAGUAUAAUCAUGGGAAAAAAAGUUUUAUUCUUCUGCUUUUAACAGAAGAUCACAGUUAUCUAAAUAGAAGUGCAAUUUCUUUUUUUACAUAUUCAUCAUCAAACCAGGUCAUUUUGAACAUUUAAAAAAAAUAUUCCAUUAAUCAAAUAAAUUUAACAUUCAGUUUUAUUUUUUGAUUUAUUAAGAUUUUGUCCAAUUAAGUCAUGAAAAACAAUCAUACAUGGGUCAUUAUUUAAGAUAAGAAUAUCUGUAGUCAAACCCUUAUAGAAGAGGGUAGGAAUGGGGUACCCCACAUGACGAAUGAUGGUAAAAUAUUUGUUAAAAAAACAUUAACGAUAAACAUUUUUCUCCAUUUGAUGCUAACGCUAGCUACAAAAUGAGAUUUGAUGAAUGACGAUAAAAAAUUAAGGCUCAUUUGACGCUAAUGGUAGCAAAAAAAAAAGGGAUGUUUGUUGAAGCUUGACGAUAAAAGGGCAUUCCUACCCUCAUAGAAAACUGAUCUCAUAUGAGAGAGGUGAAAUUUGAAUUGAAGUUCAAAAUGCAUCAGUAUUACUACAGAUAGACUAGAAGACAGUGACCCGAGAAGACAGGUUUUUGCUUAAUAGAGGUGUCACCUUUAUGACAUGUUUGACUAUUGUUAAAGAAUUCCAAAUAGAUCUCCACAUUUACUGUCAUUUAUAAAGUGCUUUGAUUCACAAGUAAUUUACUUUGUAUUUGUAACUGAAUCAUUGUUUAAACUCAUAGAAUGUUUUGUGGAAGCUACAGAGUGAUUUCCAUUGUGACAAGGUCUCUCUGAAAUGUCUUUAUGUGUGGUCAGUUAUUUUAUAUGACAGUCAUAAAUUACUACAUGUAUAAUUGCAUGCAUGCACCCUUUUGUCAUGUUUCUCUCAUUACUAGCACAAAUGAUUCCCCUAGUAUGAUUUCCAAAACAUAAUUUAUCUAGUGCAAUGUAUUCUUGUAUCAAGGGAGAUUAUGCUUGUUAAGGGGAGUUAACUUAAUGAAGUUGAAACAGAAAUAUUCAAAGAUAAUCAUUUUAAAUCAGUUUGUUCAUACUUAUUAAAUUUGUUUCAGAUCAAACAUUUUUUAAGUAACUGUUAAAUCAUAUCUCAUAUGCCACUAUAAUUCACUUCAAAACUAUUCAUUUUGAUAGAGCAGAAAACUUCACAUGCACAAAAAUAUUGUUUUCACAUAUUACACAUUCUUGCACAUUUUUAUCAAUAUUCAAAAUCAUAUGUUUUUCUUAAAUUCUGUAAAAAACAUUCUUCAAUUUAUCCUACAGUAGUCUAGUACUUAUAUACUAAGCAAAUAUCUAAUUGAUUAACAUUUGUUAGACCAAUAUGAACUUAUUUUUUUAUUAUUAAAAUUUCUACAAUGUUUUGAAAUAUAUAGAAAACUUUACAUAUAUUUGAUCAAUUAGCAAGGAAUUUUUUUUUGUAAAAUGUUAAAUGAAACGACAAUCACUUACUGUAUCAUAACCAAAGCCCCUAGGAAAGAAUGAAAAGCUUCCUUUUAGGUGAAGACGUAGUGCAAGCAAAGUGUCAGGUUGUCUCCCCUAUUGUACAUAGUAAGGAUAUACACCAUUUUUGCAAUACUACCAAAGCUUUACUAGUUUUUCUGAUUGGCCAAAGCUUUUGGUAACUUUCUCUGAUUAAAACUUAUGUCUUCAUCAUAGGACAUAACACCCAAUUAUAAAGAACCAACACACAGCACACAUGAAACAAAUAAAGAUAUGAUUUAGGUGACGCAAGUUUUAUUAACCCUAGAAAGUUAACCAGGGUGAAUAUAUAUAGCAUUUAGGGGUUAAUAAAGCAUGGUAUCCACCUCAAUAAAAGUCAUUAAAUGUAUAAUGUUUUUGAUUAUUUUGAUAAAAUCUUGAUCUUGUAUGUAUUUUUAUGUGUAUAUAACAGCUGUUUCUGGUCCAAUUUGAUUAUUGGACAAUUUAUUGAACUGAUUUGAUAUAAUACAAAAUAAUCUAAAACCGUCCUUGUUCUUUUUGUGUGUUCAUAAAAAAGACAAUAUUGUUGAUAUUUUUUUGAUAUAUAUACUUUUUACUAUGUAUAUUUAUUCAGCUGUAUCUUUAUUUAUUUGUUAAUAUUGAUGACUAUUUAUCAAUGUUCACUAUUAAAAUUGUUGAAAACAA